Messenger RNA from Caretta caretta (loggerhead turtle), 7441 nucleotides. RefSeq names its product solute carrier family 4 member 4 (gene SLC4A4). The record is from RefSeq and is a predicted model, not a curated record. Gene Ontology annotation, cellular component: basolateral plasma membrane; plasma membrane. Gene Ontology annotation, biological process: monoatomic anion transport; bicarbonate transport; regulation of intracellular pH. Lineage: Eukaryota; Metazoa; Chordata; Testudines; Cheloniidae. Gene Ontology annotation, molecular function: sodium:bicarbonate symporter activity; solute:inorganic anion antiporter activity; monoatomic anion transmembrane transporter activity.
GGUCCGAGGCGCUGCUGCUCCUGCAAACCGGACCCCCGUUCCCGCCCGCCUCUGUUGGCCCUUCCCCAGGAAGGGAGCAGACGGCGGCCGGCGCACUUGAUCCCCGGCCGGAGCCGGAGCCGGAGCCGCGCCCGGGAGAGCGGCGGGCAAAAUGGAGGAUGAGGCAGUGCUGGACAGAGGGGCUUCCUUCCUUAAGCAUGUAUGUGACGAUGAAGAAGUGGAAGGCCAUCACACCGUCUACAUCGGGGUCCAUGUGCCUAAGAGCUAUCGGAGAAGGAGACGGCACAGAAGAAAACCUGGGCUAAAGGAGAAGAAGGAAAGAGAAAAAAUCUCUGAGUACUACUCCGACAAAUCCGAUGCAGAAAAUGCGGAUGAGACGAGCAGCGGCAUCCUUAAACCACUCAUCUCCCCCGCUGCUGAGCGAAUCCGCUUCAUUUUGGGUGAAGAAGAUGACAGCCCUGCACCCCCUCAGCUCUUCACCGAACUGGAUGAGCUUCUGGCUGUUGAUGGACAAGAGAUGGAAUGGAAGGAGACGGCAAGGUGGAUAAAGUUUGAAGAGAAAGUGGAACAGGGUGGAGAGAGAUGGAGCAAGCCUCACGUCGCUACGUUGUCCCUGCACAGCUUAUUUGAACUGAGGACGUGUAUAGAGAAAGGAUCCAUCCUGCUGGAUUUGGAGGCCACUUCUCUCCCUCAGGUAGUGGAGAUGGUUGUUGACAAUCAAAUCGAGACGGGCCUGUUGAAACUAGACAUGAAGGACAAGGUCACCUACACGCUGCUCAGGAAGCACCGGCACCAGACCAAGAAAUCGAACCUACGCUCUCUGGCUGACAUCGGGAAGACCGUCUCCAGUGCAAGUAGGAUGUUUACCAACCCUGAUAAUGCACGCAGCCCACUUGAGAGUUCUGUGCCCUGCCUAGCAACCCGCACGUUGGAUGAUGAAAUCCGGGUGCAGCGCAGCCCCAGCGUGGGAUGGCUAAGCAGUCCAGCCAUGACCCAUAGAAACCUGACUUCCACCAGUCUGAACGACAUCUCUGACAAACCUGACAAGGAGCAGCUGAAGAAUAAAUUUAUGAAGAAAUUGCCCCGGGAUGCUGAGGCCUCCAAUGUGUUGGUUGGUGAGGUAGACUUCUUGGAAAACCCUUUCAUUGCCUUCGUCCGGCUGCAGCAGGCAGUUAUGCUGGGUGCUUUGACUGAAGUCCCCGUUCCUACCCGAUUUCUAUUCAUUUUGCUGGGUCCGAAGGGAAAAGCUAAGUCCUACCAUGAGAUUGGUCGAUCCAUUGCUACUUUGAUGUCCGAUGAGGUGUUCCAUGACAUUGCCUAUAAAGCCAAAGACAGGCAGGACCUGAUCGCUGGAAUCGAUGAGUUCCUGGAUGAAGUCAUUGUGCUUCCACCUGGGGAGUGGGACCCAGCCAUCAGGAUAGAGCCCCCCAAAUCUCUCCCAUCUUCUGAUAAAAGGAAAAACAUGUAUUCGGGUGGGGAGAAUGUACAGAUGAAUGGAGACACGCCUCAUGAUGGGGGCCAUGGAGGUGGGGGCCACGGCGACACUGAAGAACUACAACGAACUGGCAGAUUUUGUGGUGGUUUAGUCAAAGACAUAAAGAGGAAAAUACCUUUCUUCGCCAGUGACUUCUAUGAUGCUUUAAAUAUCCAAGCUCUUUCAGCCAUUCUCUUCAUCUACCUGGCCACAGUGACCAAUGCUAUCACUUUUGGAGGUCUGCUUGGUGAUGCUACAGACAACAUGCAGGGCGUGCUGGAGAGCUUUCUGGGCACAGCAGUCACUGGAGCGGUCUUUUGCCUUUUUGCUGGUCAGCCACUCACAAUUCUGAGCAGCACAGGACCUGUCCUUGUCUUUGAAAGACUCCUGUUUAAUUUCAGCAAAGACCAUGGGUUUGAUUACUUGGAGUUCCGUCUCUGGAUUGGCUUGUGGUCAGCACUCCAGUGUCUCAUUCUGGUUGCUACUGAUGCCAGUUUCCUGGUCAAAUACUUCACCCGCUUCACAGAAGAGGGAUUUUCCUCCCUGAUCAGCUUCAUCUUCAUUUAUGAUGCUUUCAAGAAGAUGAUCAAAUUAGCAGACUAUUACCCAAUCAAUUCCAAUUUUAAAGUGGACGAUAUCACAGUUUACUCCUGUGUCUGCAUGCCACCAAAGCCAGAUAAUGGUUCAGUAUUGAAUGAGACAACGGCAGCGUCCAUUGAUUGGCUGACCAGUUCCCCUGCUGAGAAGUACAAUAACACGAUCGCCUGGUCAUCUCUGACAAAGGAGGAGUGCUGGAAAUAUGGAGGCUACCUUGUGGGCAACAACUGCAACUACGUCCCUGACAUCACCCUCAUGUCUUUUAUCCUCUUCUUUGGCACCUACACCUGCUCCAUGGCUCUGAAGAAAUUCAAAACCAGCCGUUAUUUCCCAACCACUGCCAGGAAGCUCAUCAGUGACUUUGCCAUUAUCUUGUCCAUUCUGAUUUUCUGUGGAAUAGAUGCCCUAGUAGGUGUGGAUACACCAAAACUAAUUGUGCCAAGUGAAUUCAAGCCAACCAGCCCUCAAAGAGGCUGGUUCGUCCCACCCUUUGGAGGGAAUCCCUGGUGGGUGUACCUCGCAGCUGCCAUCCCUGCACUGCUGGUGACCAUUCUCAUCUUCAUGGACCAGCAAAUCACAGCCGUCAUUGUCAACAGGAAAGAGCACAAGCUCAAGAAAGGUGCUGGCUAUCAUCUGGAUUUGUUUUGGGUGGCUAUUCUGAUGAUUAUAUGUUCCUUCAUGGCCCUGCCCUGGUACGUUGCUGCUACUGUGAUCUCCAUUGCCCACAUCGAUAGCUUGAAGAUGGAGACCGAGACCUCAGCACCUGGAGAACAGCCCAAGUUUCUGGGAGUGAGGGAGCAGAGAGUCACUGGAGUCAUUGUAUUCAUUCUCACUGGUGUGUCAGUCUUUAUGGCUCCCAUCUUGAAGUUUAUUCCUAUGCCUGUGCUCUAUGGAGUGUUCCUCUACAUGGGUGUCGCUUCCCUUAAUGGAGUGCAGUUCAUGGAUCGUCUGAAGCUGCUUCUGAUGCCUCUGAAACAUCAGCCUGACUUCAUUUAUCUGCGUCACGUCCCGCUGCGCCGGGUCCACCUGUUCACUUUCCUGCAGGUGGUGUGUCUGGCCCUCCUCUGGAUCCUCAAGUCAACUGUGGCUGCUAUAAUAUUCCCAGUCAUGAUCCUGGCACUUGUGGCGGUCAGAAAAGCCAUGGACUACCUCUUCUCCCAGCAUGACCUCAGUUUCCUUGACGACGUCAUUCCAGAAAAGGACAAGAAGAAGAAAGAGGAUGAGAAGAAGAAGAAAAAGAAGAAGGGCAGUCUGGAUAGUGACAAUGACGAUUCCGACUGCCCCUACUCAGAAAAUGUCCCAAGUAUUAAAAUUCCAAUGGACAUCAUGGAACAGGAACCUUUCCUAAGUGAUAGCAAACCUUCCGACAGAGAAAAAUCACCAACAUUCCUUGAACGCCAUACAUCGUGCUGAUAAAAUUCCUUUCCUUCAGUCACACACACUGCCAAGCCCUCCACGAACUCCAGUGAAAGUUGUGCCUCAAAUUAGAAUAGAACUUGAGCCUGAAGACAAUGGUUAUUUCUGGAGGAGCAGGGGAACAGAAACUACUUUGUAACUUUUUUUGUUUGUUCAAUUUUUUUUUGUCACCAGCCAAAUAUUAAAAUGCUCUCUGCUGCAUAGGUAAAUCUGAAACACACUAUACCUUGCCUUCUAUCACUCAGACACACACACAUCUCUCAUUUUUUUAAGCAGAGGGCAGACGUAUUAAGGAUAUAUUAUAAAUACCUUUGUGAAAUGUCAGAGGAACUGACGUUAUCUUAGUUGUGAAUCAGUGUGUCUUUUCUGUCUGGCAGAACAAAACUGACCUCCAGGCUAAUUCAAUGUCUUUACUACACUACUGGACAGUGCUGCUACACUAACUUGCUCUUAAAGGUACUUCACUCCCAGCACAGACAAACCAGUGCCAGCGUCGUAGCUUGUGUUCUGAAAUGUCCCUUUCCUAUGCAACUUUUUGUUUUAAAACACUUUAAUGGACUUAUCUGUCAGGUACACUGAAGAGUGUUAUUUUCCUAGAUUAUUUUGUUUAAAUUAUGGGGCCUAACCUGCAACUUUUGUCAAUUUUUUUAAACUUUUUUUUAAUUACUGUAAAGAAAAAUGAAUUUUUCCUGCAGCAGGAAACAUAGUUUGGAGUAGUUCUACCUCUUAUUUCUAGAUGCCAGGCUCUCUGUAAAAAUGUAUUGUACAAUAUGUGAUUUUUACAAAAAUUACACAAUCUCCAAGUCAUGGCAUAGGGCUGGAUCAGUUUUAAUAAUACCUUGCAUCUGAAGCCUCCGUUUGUUAAUUUGUUUUUAAAGACUCUAGCUGUACAUGAAGGUGACAGGAUGUAAGUUAACUCUUGUGUGGUUUAGGAAGAGACUUACAUUUAAUGGCAAUAACUGAUGUGCUGAUUGUAUUAAUUUUGUUGCUUUCCAAUGCAGUAUGGUUAGAAUUAUUUCAUGUACAGACGUGUGUGUGUGUGUGGCUGUACACAUCUGCAUGUAAUACAGCAUGGACACCAUAAUCAUAUGGUUAAGGGGAAGAUAGUUUUUAAUCUUACUUAUCAGGAUAUAUAUCCAUAACAUUUCCUACUUACUUAGGAAAGCCACCAAUCGGUCUACACUCUGAAUGCAGAUAACUGUACUCCCCCAGAUCCAUUCACCAUUGUGUAUAGAACUUACCCUACUUCCUUACAACUUAGAAUCCACAAUGACAAAGAUACCAUUUAGAAUGCAUCUUUUUAAAUAGAUACAAUAUCCACACGCAUUUGUCUGUUUGUUCACAAGCAAAGUAGGCAAAGGUCUAUACUUUAAAGAAUAGAGGAUUAAAAAAACUCAAACCAUUUUGGAAAUUGGGCAUUACACUGAAAUUUAUCCAGGUGACUGUCUGACAAGGUUCCAUUGCUUUGGAUGUGCAUUAAAUGUAGCACACAGUCAAGGCAUCAUUUAUCUUCCCUGGGGGAAAUCAUCCCAGUGCAGGGAUAGGACUUAGUUGGUACUCAGCUAGGGGUCUGCUCCACUUUCAGGGCCUGAUCAACUGCCCAAUUAAGUCAAAGGAAUUUCCACUCCAUUGUUCCUUCAAGGGUCAGGGCCCCACUGUCAGAUGCAUAUCUUUCACCUCCAACCCUCUCUUCUCUUGGGGAAUUUCACUCAGUAAGGAAAUGCUGACCCAGUCGACAGCAUCUUGUUACGGAGACUUGGCACCAGAUAGUACUGUUGCAGGCAGAGACUUUUAUAAGGUCAAGAAAUCUGGGGAUUGGCACUCCACUUUUAUUGGCCCCUAGCCCUUGAUGGCGUGCAGCUGCUCAAUCCUGCUCCUGUUGAAAUCUAUGGGGGUCUUGCUGUGGGCUGAGUUUAUUCUUACUGGCUUUAAGGGGCUGGCCCAAUAUUUGAUACCAUAUGCAUUUUAAAAGAAAUUGUACGCCCCCACAAGCUACUUUCUAACACUUUGUACCUCAGGGGAAAUGAAACUGCUGCAAGAGGACUACUAGCCUACAAAGCUGUAAUGAAAAGAACACAGCCCAUCGUAAACAUAAAUGUCAUGAUAGUACUGAGACCUGAUAUGCCAAAUUUUAGCCUCCCAAGCCACACCACAGGCAUAGUAGAGGGGUUUUUCUCUUGUCCAAAUGUGCUACAGAAGUCUCUGGAAAUGUUAUUUUUAAAUAAAAUGCUGUAUUGAAAGACAUCAGAAAUAUGGACCAUAAUAAUUGCAGCCUGGCCCUAUUGAAGCUACAGCAGUUUGCACCCAUCCACAAACCAGCCCCUUCUUAUCCCACUGUCACUAGUAUUAUUUGAGCGCUACACCUAUAACCCAGCAGUGUAUCAUGUUUAGCAACAAUAUUAUACAUAGUGGGGGGAGGGAUGGUAAAUACAUUAAAAAGAAAUGCCAAAUACAGCAGCCCACCUUACAUCAGCAUUUAAAAAACAAAUGUACACCCUCCCCAUCCAAUAUCAGAUCUAAAUUCCAGUCCAUGGUCAGUCCAGCUUUAGAGGGACAAAAUAAAGAGUAAUUUGCUGUCACUUGGAAAGUUUGACAAACGGAAGGAAAUGCAGCAUUUCUUCCUUGGCAGAUCAGCAUACUGUAAACAGUCCAGCCCUGAUUCUCCUAAGUGACAUCUAAACCAGGAAGGGAGUGUAUACUGCCUUCAGCUAACUGGAGGAUGGAUAAUCAGGGUUGUGCUGUGUUAAUUUAAAACAUAAAACACUUUCAUUCCUCUAUAAAAAUCACAACCCACUAUAAUGUGAAACAACAGAGCCAUGUAUGCAUGUGUAGGAUUUUGGUUUAGAGAAACGCAAAUGUGCUGGCUGAGGAACGAUUGAAAUUAGUGUUGGACAACAGCGGAUUUCUUUAGAAAAGCACUGAAGAAAGAACGGCUUACAAUGCACCCUCCUGUCUCACACCCCCAACAGAGCAAAUAUUUACAUUUGCUAUUACCUGGUAAUCCAUCUCCAGCAAAUGAGGUCUUCCACUUUUGAACCAUGUUAAAAUGUACUUGAAAUGUAUUGACUGCUGAUUUCUGAUUGAGCUCUUAUGCAGAGAGAGCGACAUUGUUUGGGGAUGGGACCAAAAAAAGUUGGUAUUUUUCUCAUCUAUAUACACACAAUUCUUUUGUGGCAGAAGCUUGGGACUUUUCACGACAGAACACUAAACUGAAGGGUUGUUUGUUUGUUUGUUUCAAACGAACAAAAGACCUGCUUGCUCCAAAAGGUGAAAUGCAGCAAAGUGGCCCUUUGAUAGCCUAUGUAGGGUCUCAUGAAAUAGCAUUUCAUUGCACUUUUUCAGCCUUGUGACAAUAAAUAGCAAUUAUGUCAGAAAAAAAUCGGGGUGGGGGAGAAGGUUUGAGAGUGCUUUUAGGGGCUGAAUUAAAGUCCACUGAAAUCAAUGAGCACCCUUAAUUAGAUGAGCUUCUAACAACACUUACAAACCUGCUACUCAGGGCUAAUAUUUAAAAAAAAACUACAGAUAACUUUGUCCCAGACCUACAAUGUGAAACAACUGGUGAUUGUCUCAUCUUUGUAGCCAUUCCUAUGGCUGAUACAUAUAUGUAUUCAUUACAUUUUUGGAAUCAACACGCACUUUCAGAUACUUGUAUUAUUUUUAAUCCUCUUAAGUCUGUAUUUGCUUUGGAGGAGAGAAUAAAAACUUAUUUUAAAAUGAAGUAGAUCAAGAUGGUGGAACAAAAAGGAAAAAAAACAGAAAACAUUUCAAUAUAUUAAUGAUUUUUUCCAGUAAUAUAAAACAUGAAAUUCCUUCUAACAGUAUAGUAUUUUACAGUUUUAUGAAGCUUUCUAUUGUGACUUUUAUGGAAUCAAGAGAUGAACAAGAUGAGAUAUUUUAGCAUUUAUAUUUUUCAAAAUUAAAUGUGUACUGAAAAUAAAGUAACUUUAUGCAUUU